CAAUAUCUCGAGUCUUUGCCUUCUUCUCGUGUUUCUCUUACCUCUCCUUCUCUCUUUCCCUGUCUCUUAUUGUUGCCCAGGAGGCCUAAGAGAUAGUUGGGCUGAUAUUUACCGUCUAAAACCUUUCCAGGACAACUGGAAAUAAUAUUGAAUAGGACAAACUGAACAGAUUGACGCAUUAUGAGUGGUGGGGAGAGAACCAGCUUUAGCAGUGUCGAGGAAGAGCUGCAAUACUGGAAGGACCAGGCAGCUCACCUAAGACAAGAUUUGGAGGACUUAAGAGCAGAGUUUGAUGAUUUUCAAGAAAACAGUAGAGACUUAGAAGCAGAGUUGGAGACAUCCCUGGAGCAAACUGAAGCAAAGAACAGAGAACUAUUAGCUAAAGUCCAAAGACUCCAAGACGAGAAUGAUCAAAUGAAAUCUAGGUUAGAGACACAGACAGCAGAGAACUAUGUGACUAUCAGUAACUUACAGGCAGAGAAUGCCGACCUAAUGCAAAUCAAGGAAUCCUACAUGAAGUACACAAGAGAACUGGAGCAGCUUAACGAUGAUCUGGAGAGAGGGAAGAGAGUUACGAUGACUUCAUUAGAUGAUUUUGAAACUAAACUAAACAUGGCUUUAGAAAGGAAUGCUAUACUAGAGAAUGAACUGGAUGAAAAAGAUGAGCUCUCCGUUGCCUGUCAGAGACUCAAAGAUGAAGUCAGAGAUUUACGUUCGGAACUGGAUAUUCAAACUAAAGUGGUUGCCCCUGACAACAGUGAAGGCUCUCCUCUCUCUCGUCUCAAAGCCUCUCAUCCUUCCACGAUGUCAGUCGGCAUGACAACCUCACCAAUUACAAAGAAGAACACUCCCAUGGCCACACCUACCCGGGGGAACGUACCACAGCCUCAGCCGAUAACCCCAUCAGCUAGAAUAUCAGCUUUGAACAUGGUGGGGGAUCUACUUAGGAAAGUUGGAACAUUAGAGACAAGGCUGGCAUCCUGUCGUACUAAUUUAUCAAAAGACACCAUCAAACAUAAUCGCUCGCUGAGCCCUGCUAGUGGUUCACCCAGAUCUAAAAGAUUACACGUACAGAAGUUGAAUGGUGAUGCUCCAGCUGGUAACAAUGUGACAGGAGGACAGGUACCUCCUGUCAGCCAUCUUACAAAGAUAACAGUAUAGCCACGCCCACUGACACGCCCACCAUUACAUUAACAUGUAAAAGACUCUCUCUUUGUGUAUGUAUGUAUGUGUGUGUAGAAACACUAUAAGAGACAAAUUAACGUAAUGAAAAAUAACUUAAAUGAAUAAUGUAGCCACGUCUUUCUUUCUCUCUAUUUAUCUAUUGCUAUAAUUAUUGUGAUCAUUUAUUAUUAUUAUCAUUAUUAUUAUUAUCAUUAUUAUUAUUAUUAUUAUUAUUAUUAUUAUUAUUAUUAUUAUUGUGUAUGUUGGACUAUUAUACACACUUUUAAUUCACCAGCUUAUAAUAUUAACUACAA
This is a messenger RNA of Amphimedon queenslandica, 1478 nucleotides long. Its product is annotated as nuclear distribution protein nudE-like 1-B. Gene Ontology annotation, cellular component: centrosome; kinesin complex; kinetochore. Gene Ontology annotation, biological process: centrosome localization; establishment of mitotic spindle orientation; cell migration. Gene Ontology annotation, molecular function: microtubule binding. The transcript is spliced from 8 exons. The record is from RefSeq and is a predicted model, not a curated record. NCBI's taxonomy places the organism in Eukaryota, Metazoa, Porifera, Demospongiae, Haplosclerida, Niphatidae. The coding region runs from base 181 to 1161 and encodes 326 amino acids.